Messenger RNA from Lacerta agilis (Sand lizard), 1556 nucleotides. RefSeq names its product lymphoid enhancer binding factor 1 (gene LEF1). Bases 219 to 1463 code for a protein of 414 amino acids. The transcript has 11 exons. The record is from RefSeq and is a predicted model, not a curated record. Gene Ontology annotation, cellular component: beta-catenin-TCF complex. Gene Ontology annotation, biological process: canonical Wnt signaling pathway; regulation of transcription by RNA polymerase II. Gene Ontology annotation, molecular function: RNA polymerase II cis-regulatory region sequence-specific DNA binding; DNA-binding transcription factor activity, RNA polymerase II-specific. NCBI's taxonomy places the organism in Eukaryota, Metazoa, Chordata, Lepidosauria, Squamata, Lacertidae.
GGAGAGGGGCGGGCGAGGAGGAGGAGGGAGCUGGGCUUAGGCGGCGAGGCGCGUGGGCUGCGCGGCUCGAGAGCCGGGGAAAGUGAUCGCCGAAGACUUUUAACUUCCCUCGUUCCUUCUGUUCUCCUCCUCUCCCUCUCUCCCUGCUGCCCUCCCUUCUUUCCUUUCCUCCUCUCCCUUUAUUGCCGGGGUGGAGCAGCCUCUCAGGAGCAGCCACUAUGCCUCAGCUCUCGGGAGCCGGAGGAGGCGGCGGCGGCGGGGACCCGGAGCUUUGUGCCACCGACGAGAUGAUCCCGUUCAAAGACGAAGGCGACCCCCAGAAGGAGAAGAUCUUCGCCGAGAUCAGCCACCCGGAGGAAGAGGGCGACUUGGCCGACAUCAAGUCGUCGCUGGUGAACGAGUCGGAGACGAUCCCAAACAGCAAUGGGCAUGAGGUUUCCAGGCAAGGCCAGUCUCAGGAGUCUUACCACGAGAAAGGCAGAGAACACCCUGAAGAAGGGAAACGCAAUGAUGGUGGCUUAUAUAGUAAAGGACCUUCUUACUCUGGUUAUUCUGGGUAUAUCAUGAUGCCAAAUAUGAAUAAUGAUCCAUAUAUGUCUAAUGGAUCUCUUUCUCCACCAAUCCCCAGAACAUCCAACAAAGUACCGGUGGUGCAGCCUUCCCAUGCGGUCCAUCCUCUCACCCCACUUAUCACCUACAGUGAUGAGCACUUUUCUCCAGGGACGCAUCCAUCACACCUCCCCUCAGACGUCAACUCAAAACAAGGCAUGUCCAGACAUCCUGCAGGUCCUGAUAUGCCCACUUUCUAUCCCUUGUCUCCUGGUGGUGUUGGGCAGAUUACCCCACCUCUUGGCUGGCAAGGUCAGCCUGUAUAUCCCAUCUCAAGUGGAUUCAGGCAGCCCUACCCACCCUCACUUUCAGUCGACACUUCCAUGUCAAGGUUUUCACAUCAUAUGAUCCCUGGUCCUCCAGGACCCCACACAACUGGAAUCCCUCACCCAGCUAUUGUAACACCUCAAGUCAAACAAGAACAUCCACACACAGACAGUGACUUAAUGCACGUGAAGCCUCAGCAUGAACAGAGGAAAGAACAGGAGCCCAAAAGACCUCACAUUAAGAAGCCUCUGAAUGCUUUCAUGUUAUACAUGAAAGAGAUGAGAGCGAAUGUCGUAGCAGAGUGUACUCUGAAAGAAAGUGCAGCUAUCAAUCAGAUUCUUGGCAGAAGGUGGCACGCAUUGUCCCGUGAAGAACAAGCUAAAUAUUAUGAACUAGCUCGGAAAGAAAGGCAGCUACACAUGCAGCUCUACCCAGGCUGGUCUGCAAGGGACAACUACGGAAAGAAAAAGAAGAGGAAGAGAGAAAAGCUACAAGAGUCUACUGCAGGUGGAAAGAGAAACGCUUUCUCAACAUGCAAAGCAAAGGCAGCGACAUCAGGGCCCCUUCUCGAAAUGGAAGCUUGUUAAAAUCUCCAGGCAUGUCCUUCAUCUGCACAGACCACCAUCAAGGAGUAUGUCUAGGAUGCCGACAACACUUGCCCCGAUGUCACUGCUUAAAAA